AUGGAUUUAACUGGACCAAUACAUGAUUUUCUUUUAGUUUUUUUGGGAUUGGGUCUUAUAGUAGGAGGUCUAGGAGUGGUAUUACUUACUAAUCCUAUUUUUUCUGCCUUUUCAUUGGGAUUGGUUCUUGUUUGUAUAUCCUUAUUUCAUAUUCCAUCGAAUUCCCAUUUUGUAGCUGCUGCACAACUCCUUAUUUAUGUGGGAGCCAUAAAUGUCUUAAUUAUAUUCGCUGUUAUGUUCAUGAACGAUUCAGAAUAUUACAAUGAUUUCAGUCUUUGGACUGUUGGGGAUGGGGUAACUUCACUGGUUUGUACAAGUAUUUUUGUUUCACUAAUAACUACUAUUCCAGAUACGUCAUGGUACGGGGUUAUUUGGACUACAAGAUCAAACCAGAUUUUGGAGCAAGAUUUGAUAAAUAAAGGUCAACAAAUCGGGAUUCAUUUAUCAACUGAUUUUUUUCUUCCUUUUGAGCUUAUUUCUAUAAUUCUUUUAGUUUCUUUGAUAGGUGCAAUUGCUAUGGCUCGUCAGUAA
Messenger RNA from Papaver somniferum (opium poppy), 531 nucleotides. The record is from the annotation of a RefSeq genome assembly. NCBI's taxonomy places the organism in Eukaryota, Viridiplantae, Streptophyta, Magnoliopsida, Ranunculales, Papaveraceae.